GCUCGGCGCUCCCGCCCCGCCCUCGGCGGGCGGCCCCCGGACGGGGCGGUGCCGGCGGAGCCGCGCUGCGGGGCCGAGGCCGGAGCUGGGACCCGCACCGGGACCGCGCCCGGGGCCGCGGCGGAGAGAGGUUAUCAGGAGCGUUUAACCAGGCUCACCUCCUAACUUGCUGUUUACACUGGAGAGGCGUAUUGACAUGAAAAGCAGCCUGGAAGGAGAUGCUUGGUGGCUGCUGUGCAAGGCAGGAACACCAGCCCCGGGUCUGUUCUCCCAUCUCUGGCCGUGAAGAUCCCCAGGGCAAUCCUAGUGGCUGCACAAGCGGUGCCUGGAGCUUUGAUGCUCCUCCUUGCUCUGCUUUCCUGGACAAGCAAUGGCAGCCAUCAGGAAGAAGCUGGUGAUUGUGGGAGAUGGUGCCUGUGGAAAGACGUGUCUGCUGAUCGUGUUCAGCAAGGACCAGUUCCCUGAGGUCUACGUGCCCACUGUGUUCGAGAACUACAUCGCUGACAUAGAGGUAGACGGGAAGCAGGUGGAGCUGGCCCUGUGGGACACAGCGGGACAGGAGGACUACGACAGGCUGCGGCCCCUCUCCUACCCGGACACAGACGUUAUCCUCAUGUGCUUUUCUAUUGACAGCCCAGAUAGCCUCGAGAACAUCCCUGAGAAGUGGACACCAGAGGUGAAGCACUUCUGCCCCAACGUGCCCAUCAUCCUGGUGGGGAACAAGAAGGACCUGCGGAAUGACGAGCACACGCGGCGGGAGCUGGCAAAGAUGAAGCAGGAGCCGGUGAAGCCAGAGGAGGGGAGGGACAUGGCCAACAGGAUCAAUGCCUUCGGCUACCUUGAGUGCUCUGCCAAGACGAAGGAGGGCGUGCGGGAGGUCUUCGAGAUGGCCACCCGCGCUGGGCUGCAGGUUCGGAAGAACAAGAAGCGCAGAGGCUGCCCGCUGCUGUGAGCAGCCCGGCGGGUCAGGAGGCAGCUGCCUGCGCCGGCACCCUGCUGCCCCGCACCGUGCGGGGAGGGAGUGCUGGCAGAUGGACCUCGUGGUGCCAGUACCUGCCCCGAACCCUCUGCACCAGAGCUGCUGCCCAAGCCUGCAGGUGUCCCUGCGAGGCUGCGGGGCCGUGAGGGGCCAGUGCCUUCCGUACCCACUGCUCUCUAUGGGCCGGGCGUUUGCGUAGCUCCCUGUGUCACCCCGUUUUUGUACCGCUCACCCUGGUUUUGCCUCUCCCAUGGGAAUUGCCACGGUGUUCGCUCUCCCUCCCCAGCUCCAGGCAGGUGCUGCAGAAGCAGGAGGUGCUGCUGGCUGCUGCCCACAGCUCACACGUGGGGUCUGCUGUGCCCUCGAGGUGCUCUGCCCACUCCCCUGGGCCAUGCGGGCAGUGCUCACCAGCUUUAUACAGACUUGCCCAGGGCAGCUUUCAGCCCAGUCUGUGUGCAGAGCCAGGCUCAGCCGCUGCUGCAGGGAGCUGGGCUUGGCUGCUGCCAGAAGCGCUCUGCUCCCAGGACCAGUGCUCUGCCCAGCUCUGCCAGUAACACCUUCUUCCAGUCUGCACGGGUCACGGACUUAGCAUCGGUAAACUGAACUGCGUAAUUGGGAGAAUAAAUGCAAACUGGUAUUUUAGUAAUUUAA
Messenger RNA from Falco peregrinus (peregrine falcon), 1630 nucleotides. RefSeq names its product ras homolog family member C (gene RHOC). The transcript has 7 exons. The record is from RefSeq and is a predicted model, not a curated record. Gene Ontology annotation, cellular component: neuron projection. The coding region runs from base 371 to 952 and encodes 193 amino acids. Gene Ontology annotation, biological process: small GTPase-mediated signal transduction. Lineage: Eukaryota; Metazoa; Chordata; Aves; Falconiformes; Falconidae. Gene Ontology annotation, molecular function: GTPase activity; GTP binding.